AUGGCAGAUAAAUCCAUUAUAGGAAUAAGUUAUAAAUUGUGCCCUAAUACCAUACUGAAAUGGAUUUCCAAAUACCAGGAAGGAAAAGGGAUAGCAUCAUUGGCGUCACUGUCAGAAACACAUCAAUUGUUAUACAAAACAUGCAGGGAUUUUGCUGAGGGAGAACUUAAACCUAUAGCUGCAAAAACUGAUCGUGAAAAAUUGUUCCCUAAAAAACAGAUCGAAGAAAUGGGCGAAUUAGGCCUUAUGGCUGUAUGUAUUCCCGAAAAUGUUGGAGGGACGGGUCUUGAUUAUUUAUCUUAUGCUAUUGCCACGGAACAGAUUUCUAGAUGCUGUGCUUCGGCUGGUACUAUAAUGGCCGUGCAAAAUAUUUACGUCAACGCCAUAAACAAUUUCGGUAACGAUAAACAGAAAGAAGAAUUCCUACGACCAUUUACGGAUGGGAAACAAAUAGGUUCAUUUUCUUUGAGCGAGCCAGGGCUAGGAAGUGAUGCUAGUGCUGUGUCGACAAAAGCUACGAAAAAGGGUUCCAACUAUAUAAUCAAUGGAACGAAAUCCUGGACUACCAAUGGUUUCGAAUCUAAAGCAUUAGUCCUAUUCGCAUCCACUGAUAAAUCAAAAAAACACAAAGGGAUUAGUUGCUUUUUGUUGAAAAAAAAUUUCCCAGGUUUAUUCGUGGGGAAAAAAGAAGACAAAUUGGGCAUACGAGGAUCGUCGACGUGCGGUUUGGUAUUCGAAGACUGUCCCGUACCCGAAGAAAAUGUCUUAGGCGAGCUGGGAAAGGGUUUCAGUUAUGCGAUGAUAACUUUAGACGCCGGCCGCAUAGGAGUCGCCGCACAAGCUUGUGGUAUCGCCCAAGCGUCCUUGGAGCUAGCUGUCGAUUACGCUUCCAAAAGAAACUCGUUCGGAGUGCCGAUCGCCAAAUUGCAAUUGAUACAGAACAAAAUCGCUGAUAUGGCGUUGAGAGUGGAGAGCGCCAGGCUUCUGACGUGGCGUGCGGCUUAUCUGAAAGACUCGAACACGUCGCACGCGAAAGAAGCCGCCAUGGCCAAGUUGGCGGCGUCCGAGGCGGCCACGUUCAACGCGCACCAGUGCAUACAGGUGUUGGGUGGCAUGGGUUACGUGUCGGACAUGCCGGCCGAGAGGUAUUACCGCGACGCCAGGAUAACGGAAAUUUACGAGGGAACGUCUGAGAUCCAGAAGAUAGUGAUCGCUGCCAACGUGUUCAAAGAGUAUGGAGUGUAG
This is a messenger RNA of Macrosiphum euphorbiae (potato aphid), 1245 nucleotides long. The record is from the annotation of a GenBank genome assembly. NCBI's taxonomy places the organism in Eukaryota, Metazoa, Arthropoda, Insecta, Hemiptera, Aphididae.